Danio rerio (zebrafish) is the source of this 1193-nucleotide messenger RNA. It is a transcript of the gene stoml3b, whose product is annotated as stomatin (EPB72)-like 3b. NCBI's taxonomy places the organism in Eukaryota, Metazoa, Chordata, Actinopteri, Cypriniformes, Danionidae. The record is from RefSeq and is marked validated. Gene Ontology annotation, cellular component: plasma membrane; membrane.
AACAGUGCCUUCUGCAAAGCUUCCGUAGCAACACAACUACAUGGAAAUGGAAUCUGAAAUGGAGCGAGGACCCCAGAGCAAACAGAAUCUAAUUAGUGAAAAUGAUGGGAGUCUGGGCUGCUGUGGGUGGAUCCUUGUUAUUAUAUCAGCAUUUUUCAGCAUCCUUGUAUUUCCAAUCAGCAUUUUCAUAAGCAUAAAGAUUGUGAAAGAGUAUGAACGUGCUGUCAUAUUUAGGCUGGGCCGCAUAACAGCACGCAAAGCCAAAGGACCAGGAAUCUUCUUCAUUAUCCCCUGCACGGACUCCUUCAUCAAAGUGGAUCUGAGAACUGUGUCUUUUGACAUCCCUCCCCAAGAGAUCUUAACCAAAGACUCAGUGACAGUUUCAGUGGAUGGUGUUGUGUACUUCAGAGUAAAUGACCCUGUUGCCUCAGUGGCAAAUGUCUCCAAUGCAGAUUACUCAACCCGACUACUGGCCCAGACCACCCUGAGAAAUGUCCUGGGCACCAAGAACCUUGCUGAGGUCCUUUCUGACAGAGAAGGCAUCUCCCAUAGUAUGCAGACAACUCUAGAUGAGGCCACAGAUUCAUGGGGCAUCAAGGUGGAGCGAGUGGAGAUUAAAGAUGUUAAACUGCCACAGCAGCUGCAGAGAGCAAUGGCAGCUGAGGCGGAGGCAUCUCGUGAGGCCAGAGCAAAGGUCAUUGCAGCGGAGGGAGAAAUGAAUGCGUCCAGGGCUCUAAAGGAGGCAUCUCUGGUGAUCGCAGAGUCUCCAUCUGCACUUCAGCUCAGAUACCUCCAAACCCUCAACACCAUUGCAGCCGAGAAGAACUCCACCAUCGUCUUCCCACUGCCCAUUGACAUCAUGAACCACUUCAUAAGGAAAUAAAUGCUGAAUAUUCUUUACAUACAUAUGCUAUCCAUUUACUUACAACUUGUAAUAUGUACUUACAAAUGUGCCAUGUUUUACAUUUUUUUUAUGUUGAAGGAGACUUUUUACUUGUUUAUGAAAGGAAAGAGCGUAAUCUUAAGGUUUACAAAUGGCUUUAUUUAAAAAAUACAUUACCAAUAUUACAAUUCAGAAAUAUACUAAUGUGUAACGUAAAAAUCCAAAUGCAAAAUUUCAUAUCCUCUUGUAAGCAUGCAUACUAUUACAUGAAACAAAUGAUAAAUAAAAAUAAACACAUUUUUGUACAAAA